Messenger RNA from Mya arenaria, 3776 nucleotides. Its product is annotated as tumor susceptibility gene 101 protein-like. NCBI's taxonomy places the organism in Eukaryota, Metazoa, Mollusca, Bivalvia, Myida, Myidae. The coding region runs from base 114 to 1433 and encodes 439 amino acids. Gene Ontology annotation, biological process: protein modification process; endosome to lysosome transport; protein transport. Gene Ontology annotation, cellular component: ESCRT I complex. The transcript has 12 exons. The record is from RefSeq and is a predicted model, not a curated record. Gene Ontology annotation, molecular function: ubiquitin binding.
UCCUUUGUUUUUAUCGUCAACUGUCAAAACAGAGAAAAAUAAUUAUUUCUUGAUGAUUUUAUCAAUUAAGCCAUAGUUUUUCGUAUUUUACUUUUUCCAGAGCGUGUAAAAUAAUGUCCAACUUCGAUCAGUUCCUGAAAACAUCACUGAAAAAGUAUCGGCAUCCGGAUGUGGCAAAAUCAGAUGUUGCGACAGCUUUUAGAACAUUCACUGACCUUCGGCCAAAAGUGGAGGAUUUUGUGUUCAAUGAUGGCUCAACAAGAAAUUUGCUGCAACUAGAUGGAACAAUACCAGUUACAUAUAAAGGCAAUGUAUACAACAUCCCAAUCUGUAUCUGGUUGAUGGACACACAUCCAUACAAUCCCCCAAUGGUGUAUGUCAAACCCACGACCACCAUGCAGAUCAAGUCUGGGAGGAAUGUGGACCAGAAUGGAAAAGUAGAUCUGCCAUACCUACGAGAAUGGAAAUAUCCUGACUCUGACCUCUAUGGGAUGAUCCAGAUCUUGACAAUUGUAUUUGGGGAAGAGCCUCCAGUCUAUUCUAGGUCAGCCCCACCCCCCUCUCAGCCUCCCAGAUACCCUGGAGGAAACACGCCAUACCCUGCCUCAGGGGGAUAUGGUAUGCCGAUGCCGGGAGUAAGUGGUCCUCAGGCCAGCUAUCCUAGCAACACACCCUAUCCUAACCCUGGGGGUUACCCAGCAUCUCCUGGGACAGGGUACCCAGGACAGUUCUCUGGAUACAAUCCACCAGCUAGUGGUUACCAAGGUUACCCUUCAAGCUAUCCAUCAACAACAGCAACAUCAAGUUACCCUAGCAACCCGCCAUAUCCCUCAUCCACGCCCUAUAGUUCAUCUUCGGCAAGCAGCUACCCUACCACAGAGUCAACGGCCUCAAACUACAACAACAUUUCCGGCACCAGCACUGUGACAGAGGAACACUUGAAGGCCUCUCUGUUGUCAGCUGUGGAAGAUAAGAUGAGAAGAAGCCUGAGGGAGACUUUUCAACAAGCACAGGCGGAGAUGGAUGUUUUGUACAAAACCCAGGCAGAUUUGCUCAAGGGCAAAGAUAAACUGGAACAGAUGAUGGCUGAUCUCGACAAGGAAAAGGUGGAAAUAGAGGGAAAUGUGAAACUGUUGCGACAAAAAGAUCAGGAAGUUAAGGAAGCGCUGGGACGCAUGGAAAACCAGGACCAGAUUAGUAUAGAUGAGGCUGUAGAUACGACCGCGCCAUUGUACAGACAAUUAUUGAAAGCUUUUGCAGAGGAACAAGCGAUUGAAGAUGCAAUGUACUACCUUGGUAUUGCAUUGAGGAAAAAUGUUAUUGAUUUAGAAGUAUUUUUAAAGAAUGUUCGAGAAUUAUCGAGAAAACAGUUUAUGCUACGGGCAUUGAUACAAAAAUGUCGAGAAAAAGCUGGACUACCUGCGAUUGCAUGAAGUGUUUUGUAUAUUGUUUAAACUGGUCAUGAGACAAUAUGUGAAUACAGUUAGGCCUAAAGAAAUAAUUUGUUUGUUUCCAGGUUUCAUGCCCCAUAAUAAUAUGAAGCUAGGUCGGAAGUUCUUUUCUGGGGAAUAUUUUUUUAUAAGCCAUUUUUUGGGAGUAUUUUUCUGGCACCAAAAUCUAUAUGUUUUCUGCUUUAAUAAAACAUCGAUACACCCUGUUUUAGCAUCACUGGUAUUGUUAAAAGUGGAAAUAAUAAUUUUCAUAAAAAAAUGAGAAAACAUCUCUCAUAGUAAUAAAAGCAUCAAGGGUUGGGGCAAUAAAAGGUCGGAAAACUGAAAACAAACAUAAAAUUUGUUUAUGUCUUAUCUCUAUGUUAAUGAUUUAACAUAAGUCUUACUGGAUAUAUGAUAGUCAAGAGUGGUGAAAAAUGAUGCGUUUUUUUCCAAAUGUUUUACUACGGUCACGGAAAAAGGUCCGUGCUACAGUUCAUGUAUUUGUUUGUAUUUUUAUGGAAAUUAAAUCAUUGGUUUCACUCUCAUUAAAAGAUGACAAUUAUUUGUUAGGUACAUGUACAUCAUUUAUCAUUUUGUAUACAUGUUUUAUUUCUUAAUGAUUAAAAUAAAUUGUUUGUAACUCAAUAAGGGAGUUUCCUUUUAAACUUACAACUUACUGCAGAAAGCACCUUCCCGCUUUCAUUUUAAAAGGUAAAAAACAAACAGGAAACCUUACCUUAUAGAUUUUCUUUAUUUUGCCUGCCUGGGGUAGGUUUUAUGUUAAAUUGGAAGAGUCCUAUUGAAAUGAUGAAAAUACAGUACAGUACACAAUUAUAUUUUCAUUUUGUCUAUUGCUUAGCAACACAAUCUAUUUAAUUAUGUUAAGUAUACAGGAUUGAAUAAUGCUCCAUGCAACUUCGCCUCCAAAAAUGGCAUAUAUACUUAUACACGUGUGUAUUCUCUGAUUUCCUGCAAUUUCUAGUUGAUCUUUUGUUACACAGUAACACACACUAAUUGUUAAAUGACCACCUUUAUACUAAUCAUCCUUGAUGUAUAUUGUGUCCACAAUUUAAUGUUUAUGGACCGAUGACUGCAAAUAGUUGAAGACAGGAAUUAUUCAUAUUCUGGUAUAUUCCGGUAUAUGCAACGUUGUACCAUUAAAAGAUACAUGUUUCUUUAGAAAUAUUAGAACCAUCAAUACGUUACAUGAAUCUUAAUCGCCGUAGUUUAACUUUAAUUUGUUUGAGAAUAAGAAAACCUACAGUAUCAUCUAUUUCUGUUGAUUGAUUUUGCUUAUGGAGUAAGACAAUGGUAGUAGCUAAGCCAGAACUUUGCUCCAUAUUCUGUAGAAUGCAGAAAAAAUCUACAUUAUUUAGUCUACAGAAUACUUUUAAAAUCUCCAAAUAUCAUUCAUAGACGGGAUUUUUUGUUUCUGUCUGUUUUUUCACAGUCCAAAGCAAACAUUUAAAAGUUUUAAGUUACAUCAAAAUUGACAAUUGUUCAAAAUCUACACAAGUUGUUAAAGCAGCACUCUCACAGAUUUACCGGUUUUCCAACUUUUGUAUUAUUCUGUCUUUGAACGAGCCUUUCAUCACUGGUAUGCAGAUAUUUAAGCAAAAAAUUGCUGAUUCCAAGACAAAAAAAUCAAAAAGUUGUCAAAACAGUAUAUCUUUGAGAGUGCAGCUUUAAACAGUGUCUGGAUUUUGUCUGUUUUAACCAUGGUUAAGAUGUCCUAAGAUUAUUCAUAGACUGGUCUUUAAUGUUUUUGUUUGUUUCUUUUUCGUUGCAAAGAAAACAUGGUAAAAGUGUAGUCAUCCGUAAAGUACAUCACAAGUGACACAUGUUCAAAAUAUACGCUACGGUUCUAGUUAUUAAAAAGACUGUCAAGACUUUGUCCUUUACCAUGGUGUCUUUGAAACCAGUCGAAAUCAUGCAAAACUUCAUGAGUAUUGGCAAAACCUUGAAACCAGUGAAUUAUGAACAUGAAACUUGGUACACUUGUUAGCUAAGGAACAUGUGACAAAUCCCAUCACUCUUAAAUUAAGUUUUGCUCUGUAGCCUUUUUAGCAGUCUCGUACAUCCGAGUGAUGAUGCUAUAAUAUGUAUUAGAUUUAUCAAACCCCUGAUGAAUGAUUAUACCUUUUGAGGGGAGCAAACGAAAACCUGGGUAGGCAUGCUUGCAGUACAAUUGUAUUUUGUUUUUGUAAAUAUGUUUUUUUGUUAUUUAGAAAAAACAGACAGUGUUUUGCUGUAGCAAUUGAAAUUGUGAUCUGUAUCAUAUACAGAUCUUAUACAUGCAAGAUGUUUCUGCGUUAAUCAUUAUGAAUAAAUUGAUAAUCUGCA